UAUACAUGUCUCGCACGCAAGUUAGCUCACCUUCUGUACUGUUUGACGGGGUGAUCAAAUCAAAAAUACACAGCUGUCAAGUCGACAGUUGUCAUGGUGACAAUCUGCGUCCAAAAUGGCGUCCUUGCUGGGGGAGCAACUGUUUCAACUUACCUGUCAAGGUCCACCUCCUACAAAAGAUUUCUUCCAACUUGUGAUUACGAAAAAUGAGGUAAUAUGGAGAUCAUGGAAGAUUUCUUUGCAACUUGGUUACCGGGGCGCUCCACCCGAAGAGCUGAAGAGCUCCCAUCAUGAUUUCCUAGAAAGGAAAAUUCUACAGCAAAAUGUUGGUGUUAUCUUUGGGCAGAGGAUCCUGGAAUACACAAUUUCACUUUGUCAAGGAAAGUUUGAUUACCUUGAGCGCUUACCGGAUGACAUUAUGCUCCGAAUCAUGUCCUACCUACAGCUGAAAGAGACAACACUUCUGGCACAAGUUUCACAUAGAUUCAGAAAGCUCUGCAAUUCUGAGAAGUUCUGGGAGCACACUCUGAGGAAUCGCUGUGAUGGGUUUACCAAUGACAUGGAGAACAUAGCCAAUGCCAUGGGCUGGAGGUGGACCUUUUUUACCUAUUUCCACCACAGUGGCAGCAAGUUGCAGCAGUGAAGCAACUGAACAGUUUCAUUACUGUUCUGAAACAUCUGCAAUAAAAUUCCUAA
Messenger RNA from Toxotes jaculatrix (banded archerfish), 696 nucleotides. RefSeq names its product F-box protein 36a (gene fbxo36a). The record is from RefSeq and is a predicted model, not a curated record. Gene Ontology annotation, molecular function: protein binding. Bases 116 to 643 code for a protein of 175 amino acids. Lineage: Eukaryota; Metazoa; Chordata; Actinopteri; Toxotidae. The transcript is spliced from 5 exons.